CCGGCCGAGGACUUGUCCAAGGUGUCGGACGAGGAGCUGCUCAAGUGGAGCAAGGAGGAGCUGAUCCGCAGCCUCCGCCGCGCCGAGGCCGAGAAGAUGAGCGCGAUGCUGGACCACAGCAACCUCAUCCGUGAGGUCAACCGUCGCCUCCAGCUCCACCUCGGCGAGAUCCGCGGCUUGAAGGAUAUCAACCAGAAGCUGCAAGAAGAUAACCAAGAACUGAGAGACCUUUGCUGCUUUCUGGAUGAUGACAGGCAGAAAGGCAAGAAGGUGUCCCGUGAAUGGCAGAGACUGGGCAGGUACAGCGCGAGUGUUAUGCACAAAGAGGUUGCCUUAUACUUACAGAGGCUGAAAGAACUGGAAGUGAGACAAGAAGAAGUGGUGAAGGAAAACCUGGAGCUGAAAGAAUUGUGUGUGUUGCUGGAUGAGGAGAAGAGUGGUGGAGCAGGCAGCCGGAGCUCUAUUGACAGCCAAAUCAGCCUGUGCCAGUUAACCACGACGAGUACUUACGUAAGAGAUGUCGGUGAUGGGAGUAGUACUUCUAGCACGGGAAGUACAGACAGUCCAGACCAUCAUAAACAUCAUCCAAGUACUAGUCCAGAACAUCUUCAAAAAACUCGGGGUGAAGGAAGCCCUGAGCAUCAGAAACACAGGAGCAUCAGCCCAGAGCACUUGCAGAAGCCUCGGAGUUCUGGCAGUCCUGAUCAUCACCUGAAAGGACCAAGUCCGGAACAUCACAAAACUAUUGUCAAAGCACCUGAACAACAAAAGCACAGCAGCAGCAGUCCAGAAACUAUCCCAAAGCAUGUUUUGAGUAGUGGCCCUGAACACUUUCAAAAGCAGAGGCCUGGUAGUAGCCCUGAGCAUCAAAAGCAUGGCAGUGGCAGCCCAGAUCAUCUUCAAAAGCACACGCCGAGCGGAAGUACAGAACAUCUCCACAAAGUGAGGGGUACGAGCCCUGAGCAUCUCAAACAACACUAUGGAGGGAGCCCAGAGCAUCUCAAACAUCUCAGUGGAGGCAGCAGAGAAGGUACCCUCAGGAGACAAGUAACAGAUGACCUGUCACCUCACCACAGAAGUAUAUACAAUGGAAUGAAUGAAUCAACCUUGUCCUAUGUUAGGCAGCUGGAGGCAAGAGUAAGACAGCUGGAGGAGGAAAAUCGCAUGCUGCCCCAGGAUCCCAUUAGGAUGCCAGGAGGGGCGGAGGGGAGUUACUGCUCUGCAAACGAGCCAGCUAGCGUCAGUGGACAUGGCUCAGCCUCUCAGCAGUCUGACUCAGUGGUAAAUGCUCUGAAGGUUGUGUGGAGGAAACUUGGAGAUGCUGCAGGAUCGUGCCCUGGAAUUAGACAACACUUGUCAGGAAAUCAGUAUAAAGGACCUAUGUAA
Molecule: messenger RNA, 1386 nt
Organism: Cariama cristata (Red-legged seriema)
Lineage: Eukaryota; Metazoa; Chordata; Aves; Cariamiformes; Cariamidae
Gene: CCDC85A
Product: coiled-coil domain containing 85A
Exons: 5
Source: RefSeq, a predicted model, not a curated record